UGAACAUUAUGCUGUGAAAUACAAUACACUAGUUUUAUUUGAAUAACCUCUUUAUUAUGUAAUAAAUGAUGGUUUAUUUCUAUUAACUUAGUUGUAAGGAUGACUACAAUCAUAACAAACUUCUAACUAUAAUCACUCAUUUGAUCUUGCCACUGUUGACGAGUCGCUUUUCAUUGAAUUAGCUCUAAGUCCUUUUGUAAAAGCUGUCUUUACAAAUGGACUAUAAAUUACAGCAAUCUGGACAUUUUACAUCUUUAGAAGGUGAAGUUGGUCUCAGACCGGAUAUGAAGUUCCAUAUCACAAUCAAUGGUAUCCAAAUUGACUGUCUUUUGAUUGAAGUCAAAUGUCCAAGCAGUACCAGCAAAGAUGAUCUGUUUAAGUUGUCAAUAGAAAUGCAGUUCAUUUUAAAUCGUUUAAUAGAACAUGGUGCUAAUAACUGUACCGUUUACGGUGUGUUAGUGUAUGGUUUCAGUUGUUCUAUGUACAAGAUGACAUUAGUUGCAUCGAAGGUAUAUCUAAUGGUGCAGAUUAGACAAUGUUUCCUUCCUCGCUCUUCAGAAGAUUUUCAUGUUGUAGUUAAUACUUUGUCUUCUUUCUUGCAAUUGUGAGAUUUGAUGUACAAAGAAGUGCAGUCAAUAACUACAAACAAAAGAAACGUGAGUGAUAUUCUUGGUUGGAUUGCUAAACCAAUUAUAGGUAUCGAGCAGUAAAAGCGGUAACUACCUCCCCCCUCCUCCCCGUUUUUCUGCAACUCUUAAUAAAUAUUCCCCCCAAGCCCUUAGUUAAUAUUUCAGUAUAAAUAAAAACUUUUUUUAAAAGGGACAAAAUUCACCAGUUAGCAGUUAUUUCGCGUCUUUGAUAGCACCCAAAUUUUUUUAAAAGGGUGGUUUUUAUGGCUCUUCUCAAUAUUAUAGUUGCCAAAGUAAGAGGUUUGAAGCCAGGUAGCACUAUUUUUUUCAUCUUGGUUGGUUUCAACUAAAUACUAAAACAUGAGUGUCCAAAUAGAUGAAAAGCAACUUAUGGAAUCUGAAAUACUCGUACAUAGAAUAACUGAAUCAUGCA
Messenger RNA from Cokeromyces recurvatus, 1062 nucleotides. RefSeq lists its product as uncharacterized. The record is from RefSeq and is a predicted model, not a curated record. The coding region runs from base 216 to 608 and encodes 130 amino acids. NCBI's taxonomy places the organism in Eukaryota, Fungi, Mucoromycota, Mucoromycetes, Mucorales, Mucoraceae. The transcript is spliced from 4 exons.